Molecule: messenger RNA, 390 nt
Organism: Penicillium arizonense
Lineage: Eukaryota; Fungi; Ascomycota; Eurotiomycetes; Eurotiales; Aspergillaceae
Product: extracellular guanyl-specific ribonuclease RntA
Exons: 2
Coding region: 1-390 (129 amino acids)
Molecular function (GO): RNA binding; RNA nuclease activity
Source: RefSeq, a predicted model, not a curated record
AUGCAGUACACCAAGCUCUUCGCCCUCGCGGCCGUCUUCAUCUCCAGCACUCUCGGUGCGCCCCUGGACAUCGAGGCCCGUGCCUGCGCCUCAACCUGCGGUUCCCACUGCUACAGCAGCAGCGCGGUCGCUGCCGCCCGAAAUGCUGGAUAUGACCUGUACUCCGAAGGCAGCACUGCAUCCUCAUACCCGCACGUAUACCACGACUAUGAGGGCUUCGUCUUCCCUGUCUCGGGAACAUACUACGAGUUCCCCAUUCUUAGCAGUGGCAGCAUUUACUCUGGUGGCUCACCGGGUGCGGACCGUGUUAUCUUUAACACGAACAACCAGCUUGCUGGUGUUAUUACGCAUACUGGAGCUAGUGGGAACAACUUUGUUGAGUGUACUUAG